Molecule: messenger RNA, 4268 nt
Organism: Oncorhynchus tshawytscha (Chinook salmon)
Lineage: Eukaryota; Metazoa; Chordata; Actinopteri; Salmoniformes; Salmonidae
Gene: nufip2
Product: nuclear FMR1 interacting protein 2
Exons: 4
Coding region: 214-2133 (639 amino acids)
Cellular component (GO): cytoplasmic stress granule; nucleoplasm
Molecular function (GO): RNA binding
Source: RefSeq, a predicted model, not a curated record
CAUAUAUUGUUAAACCUAAUGCAACACACUGAAAGACGGUGACCUAUGAUGGUGACUGACUUGAGAAAAUUGAUCGACUCGAACAAGCCCAACGACAUUCACGAAAUGAAGUCAUGGGCGUUGAUUGGGCAGGCCGAAUGUUUCCUCUAUGCCACUGGCUAGCUAGUUAGCUUACUAGAGGAGGCAGCCUUCGUGUAUUUGCGUUACACUUCAAUGGAUGACCGGCACGAUGGACGGGUGUCUGAGGGAUGUUUGAAGCAUGUAGACGAGAGUCGCCCCGGUCCCCCGAACGCAUGGGUAGAAGAUGAUCAACACCAGUGCGAGGAAGCGCAGACGGAGAAAACGGGUAAUGGAAAAAUAAAUGGAACCCUAGUGGAGCGAGAGGACACCCCUUCUGCCCCUAUUCCUGUGGCUGCCCUUCAUUAUUCGAGCAGCAGGCAACAUGAAACUUCCAACUUGAAACCAAAACCUCCUGGGAAGCUCCUCGCCAUUCACUCAAAAGGCAGUCGUAAUAGCCAUUUUAAGAACAGUAUGAACUGCAAAAAUGACACUCCUUCAGAGUUGAAAACACGUGAUAGCAAGAGCAAGUCCAUUGCUUUACCAAAUGGCGUUGUGCUCCUCAACCCUGGUCUGUAUGCUAAUGGCUACCCCAGCAAGCCUGGACCAGACAGUGGUGGCAGUGGUUCUGAGAGUGGAUACAUCACUCCCAAGAAACGCUGGGCUCAGAGGAGUGCAAUGGCUGAGGAGAGUGUGACUGCUGGGCAGGAGAAGGCUGUUAUACAGGCAGUUAUGGUCCCUAACAAACAUGAGAUGGAGCCUCACACUCCAGAGGCUGCCAAAACAGCUGCAGGCUCUCUGUCUCCCACCUUCAUCAAAGGUGUCCCACCUGUGGCACAGGCCCCUGUGGAUCAGGUUGGUGAACUACAGUGUAGGACCUCUGAGGAAAAGGCUGCAGCAUGCUCUGUUAAAAAGCUUGAAGACAGGCUGGGCAAAGCCAAGUUUACCUCCAAAAAAGAGGACUCAUGGACCCUCUUUAAACCACCCCCUGUCUUUCCUGUGGACAAUAGUAGUGCUAAGACAGUGCCCAAAAUUAGUUAUGCAAGUAAAGUGAAAGAGAAUCUAAACAAAGCAGCAGUCCAAGCUGCAGGUGAUUCCUUACCUCCCCAGUCCCAGGUGCCCACCAGACUCUCCCAAGUCCCCAUGUCUGCUGUCAAAACCAUCACCUCCCCUAGCUUCACCAAUGGACCCCUAUCUGGAGAGGGGAGUAGCUGCCCUCUCCCUGCGCCCCUUUUUACCUCUACUGUUUGCACUGCCCCAAUGCCUGUCUCCCCUGCCAGCAAGUGGGAGAUCGAAGCAACCUUGUCCAGCAACGGCACUGAUAUGUCAGGCACCCCCUCCAUGAUUAUUAGAGAACUGAGAAAGGCCAGUCUCCUUGUUUAUCCCCUGGGCACUUCAAAUAUGCAACCCGCCCUCUCCAGCGCUUGCCAAGUGGACUCACCUGCCGCUAAGACAAAUCCCAAAUCUCUGGUGGACAUUUUCCAGAACCAGUGGGGGCUGUCAUUCAUCAACGAGCCCAGUGGAGGGCCUGGGGUGGGGCCGGCAUUCGUGGGGCAGCCAGCCCGGAAAGGCCAGAUCGUGGAGAUCACCUUUCAGGGAGGUGGGGCUGCAGCUUUGCCUCUACAAGUCUCUGCUACCUCCACUCUGAGACCUGACAAACCCCUCUUCCCAAAGGUGUACGAGCAAGACAGACUCACUAUCUCCCAAGCCCCUAGCAGUGUUGGUAAAUCAGGCUCUCCCUUGGCUCCUGGCCCUGAUGCUGGGCUGGGAGACCCAGACCCUCUGAGGGGUGAGGCUGGGAGUAGAGGUGCCAUAAUGUCCUCCUCUUUUAAGCACCCUGGUACUGAGCUGCCUCUUGCCUCCCCUGCUCAACCUGUGUCUGUCCUGGCCAAGGAGCCCUGCCACCCCAAGGGUUGCGACCCAGGAUCUUGCUGGGGGGCGUUUGAUCUAAAAGCUGCUGUUAUUUAUCACACUAAAGAAAUUGAAUAUAUUCAGAAUUUACAAAAACAAGAUUCAAAUGGAGUUGUGUUCUAUGAUCAGUCCAAGGAUGGGCCUGUUCAGUUAAGUCAUGACUGAGCGCUACACCCUCUCCUGGCUGCUGCCUCAUGAAACGGUGCCCUGGAGGAACUGCUCCCUCUCCUAUCUUAGAUUCAUGUUGCAGGACUCCUUUGAUGUGAGCAGCUUGUGCUGUAGAGGGAACACAGUAGAGCAGCACCACAGACAGACCACACUGAGCCUCUUACAGGGGUGCUGUCAUUCGGGAGAUUACAGGAUGGUUGAACAAUGGGGGAACAAGCUUUUUGACGGGAAACGUGUCCACAAGAGUGACUGCUACAUUUCUCCCUCAAUUUCCAUUUUCAGAGACAGGCUUGUAGAGGACAUCAUGUGGGAUAAUCAGUCACCACCUCUGCAUUCCCGCCCCAUCUUUGGAAUCACAGGAUACUGGAGAGAGAUGGCCCCUCCUCUCUUAGCCUGUCAUGGAAGACAGGAAUUCCAAAUGUUCACAUUUGAACUGUAAGGUAUCACAGAUGCCUAAUUUUGUAUUCGGACUGAAAACAAAUGGGAAAGACUUGGAACGUUUUAGAAUGGUUGCCUUCUAGAUGUGAAAACAGUGUGGAAAGAUGGGGUUUUCUGCUCGAAUUCUAGUUUAGAUGAAACCAAAUAUCAUGGGGAGGCUUUUGUAAGCCCACUGUAAAACAAAUGUUUUAAUUUUGGAUUAUGGAGGGGUUGGUUCCCAUGUUAACUGAAGUACACUAAUUAGAAAUCCCAGGUCAUUGGCUGGACAGAUGGAUGGAAUUUAUUUGUGUUCAAGGUUCAAAUCAUGAGAACAUGCAUCCCUCUCCCACCGAGGCCUAGUCUGUUUGGUGUGUUUGUUGUGCCUCAAGGUAUGGUCUCAAGUCUUUGGGCUCUGUUAAUACUGGACUCAUUUUUUUGGGGGUGUCCUCAGGAUGUGGUGGUUACCAACACUGCGCAGAGGCUAUACUUUUUUCCUUAUCUUUUCAUUUUCUGUUAAUCAACCAGUUUAUAAUUACAGUUUAUGCUUUACAUGCUACCUCUACUUACCAUCUCAAUGCUCAAAUGAAUGCCCCAUAUUUGCAUACCUUUUCUUUUAAGAUUUUGUUUUUAAAAGUUCUGGGCAGUCUUUUUUUCUCAUUGGUUUUUGCACAGAAUAGGCGCUUUGCCAGUGUUCACUUUUUUUUACUGUAGUAAUGCUUUAGAAUGAGAGAUUCGUGCAGGGCAGUAUUUUAACCAGAAAUAUGCAAAUGUUCAUGUUACAAGUCUCCUAUUGACAUCAAUGCAGGAUUUAACUGAAACUUAUGACUGUUUCAAGUCUGUUUCACCUCCAGAGGAGAAUUGUUAAAUUCAUAUGGAAAGGAAUUCAUGGACUCUUUGACCAGGUUAGGCUGCUCCUUUCUGAGACUGUUAGAUGUUUCUCUCUCCCGAGUCACCAUAAGUGUAUUUAAUUAGCUUACAUUGACUGAUCAGCACUUUAAAUCUAUAGAAUUAAAGCAUAAAAUGUACUAAAUUUAAAUGUCUAUUUAUCCCAGCGAACUCUUUGGCUCCUAACAAUCACUGCAAUUUUCAAAUAGGACAGCCUGUUUAUGACCUAAUAUAGUUGUUGCCAAAAGUUGUUUGGCAAUGUUGAUCAUUAACGUGGCCAAACUAAGCCAGGGGACAUCUUUUGAACAUUCUGUUUGUCAGGGUUAAUGUGAAAAUGAAUCUUUUAUUUUGAUAAUGGCUAAUUUAUGGCACCUUAAUUCCUUCUUUUGUCCCUCUUAAUUGCAAUUAAAAUAUUGGAAAACAAUCAAAUAUCUCUGACCGUUGCAUUGGGUACUAAAAUAAUACUACAGUGUAUUUAGAAGACAUCAGCGACUGGCGUAUUAGAACAUACUGAAAAACCCAGUUCAAGGACCGCUGUCUUCUGUUAUGACAGACAAAUAGCCUGUGUGUGUGUGCGCGUGCAUGAUGUGUAUCUUCACAAACAUGGUCAAGGGUCAACACAAAAUACAGGGUGCUUUUUAUAACAAGAACAUUGGAAUUGCAUCUGCUUCGUCAAGUAGGUCUCCACCUGCAAGUUGUGCCAUGUCUCGACUGUUCAUGCUGUCUUGUAUUAAGUUAUGUUAGUUUGUUCCUCACUUUUCUUUUCCUGCUGUUGUUAAAAUUCUUACCAUAACGAUCUAUUAAAAAUUACAGCUCAUUUGCUGAAAGUA